AGCGGCAGUAUCGCGUAGACCUUGCUACGGAGUCUACGUCGUGCCGGCUACGAAUCGCUCGAUCGCGUCCCAAAUAAAUUACACAAUUUUAUCUGUGUCUAUAAUCGUGUUAGUGUUUAUUUAAAUUAUAUUUUAAAACUAGUGUUGUGUUUUACGUGACUGUUUUUUUUCUGUUUUAUUUUUUUUUUAUUUGUGUGGCUUCACAAAGUUGCUGGGCAGAUACUAAACUGAAUACCAAACCAAUGACUUGAGACCACCGAAUUCCACCAUGACGUGUCCGUUUCGCCGAGCGUCCUCUCAACAUCAGUUCGCAAAUGGCAGUGGAUCCAGUGCAAAGAAACCAGAAUUCAGAUCCCGACAGUCCUCGGUACACCUUCCAGGACCUGAAGAGGAAGAUGGAGAGAGAAACACCCUCACACUCAAAAACUUGAGUGAAGCCCUCCAGCUUCUCACAGCACCUUCGAAUGAAUGUUUACAUGCAGCAGUGACAGCUCUAACGAAAAAUCAAGCGGAACACUAUGACAAAUAUCAUUGUUUGGUCGACUUCCAGCCCAAUCCAAUAUGGUUAACAAUAUCGAGGUUUUUUAUGCGGAUCUACACAAGUAAAACAAGAGAAAAACUUAAACGAAGACUUCCCGACGACGUAAAAACUUGUAGGAAUUACGCGUACUUGCAGGAAAUUUACGACGCGGUACGGGCUACAGACAGUGUUAGCACUAAGGAUUUUAUGGCAAAAUUAGGAGAAUAUUUAAUUUUAACAGCAUUUUCACAUAACUGUCGACUGGAGAGAGCGUUUAAAUGUUUAGGCACCAAUUUGACUGAAUUUCUCACUACUUUAGACAGCGUGCACGAUGUUUUACAUGAUCAGGAUGAUGCCCUAAAAGACGAAACAGUGGAGUAUGAAGCAAAUUUCGUUUGUACCACGUCACAGGAGGGAAAGAUUGAGCUUCAUUUAACGACAGAGAGCGAACCUGUCGCCUACCUUCUUGUUGGCAGCUUAAAAUCAAUAGCAAGGCUGUUAUAUGACACACAAACGGACAUAAGACUGACGAGUUAUACUAACGAUCCUAGAAGAUUUAAGUACGAAAUAAACGCAGUACCAUUACAUCAAAAGUCAAAAGACAGCGAUUGUGAGCAAUCAGAAGCAUCAAGUAUUGCUACAUCGACAAAAGUGACGGACUUGAAGAUCGGAGUGGCUAGCUUCUGCAAGGCAUUCCCUUGGCAUUUCGUCACUGACAAACGGCUGGAACUUGUGCAAUUAGGUGCUGGUUUCAUGCGACUCUUCGGCACCUACCUAGCGUCUCACGGCUCCUCGCUUGGCACCUACUUCAGAUUGCUUCGACCAAGAGGUGUUCCUCUCGACUUUCGUGAGAUCCUCAAGAGAGUUAAUACUCCUUUCAUGUUCUGCUUGAAAGUACCUGGAUCUUCUUCACCAGCUGAGGGUCUGGAGAUUAAAGGUCAGAUGGUAUUCUGCUCUGAGUCAGACUCUCUCCUGUUCGUCGGGUCUCCAUUCCUGGAUGGACUUGAAGGUCUCACUGGCAGGGGUCUCUUCAUAUCAGAUAUACCACUGCAUGAUGCCACGAGAGAUGUAAUUCUGGUUGGCGAACAGGCUCGAGCUCAGGACGGACUCCGCAGACGUAUGGAUAAGCUGAAGAACUCAAUAGAAGAAGCCAGCAAAGCGGUUGACAAGGAGAGACAAAAGAAUGUUAGCCUUCUGCAUUUAAUAUUUCCACCCCAUAUAGCCAAGAGACUGUGGUUAGGUGAGAAGAUCGAAGCGAAAAGCCACGAUGACGUCACAAUGCUGUUCAGUGAUAUAGUUGGUUUUACAUCAAUAUGUGCUACUGCUACCCCUAUGAUGGUGAUCGCUAUGCUUGAAGACCUAUACAGCGUGUUUGAUAUCUUCUGCGAGGAACUUGAUGUUUAUAAGGUGGAGACAAUAGGCGAUGCAUACUGCGUGGCUAGUGGAUUACAUCGUAAGAUAGAUACUCAUGCGCCACAGAUUGCUUGGAUGGCACUGCGCAUGGUUGAGACCUGUGCCCAGCAUUUAACGCACGAAGGAAACCCCAUAAAGAUGCGCAUAGGCCUUCACACUGGGACGGUACUAGCUGGAGUGGUCGGGAAGACUAUGUUGAAGUACUGUCUAUUCGGACACAAUGUCACGCUUGCCAACAAGUUCGAGUCCGGCUCUGAACCUUUGAAGAUCAACGUCAGUCCGACUACUUAUGAGUGGCUAAUAAAAUUCCCGGGCUUUGAGAUGGAGCCCCGGGAUCGUUCGUGUCUACCAAAUUCGUUCCCAAAGGACAUCCCGGGAACAUGUUAUUUUCUUCACAAGUAUUUACACCCGGGCACCGACCCUGCCGCCUCCCAGGUCAAGCAUAUACAGGAUGCCUUGAAAGAUUUCAACAUUGGUCAAACCAAACCAGAUGACAUAGAAAACGAUGAAUCCAGUGGAGCAACUGAAUCUCAGAACUAAAAUUCCAAAAAUCAAAACAGACUAUAAU
Molecule: messenger RNA, 2501 nt
Organism: Spodoptera littoralis (African cotton leafworm)
Lineage: Eukaryota; Metazoa; Arthropoda; Insecta; Lepidoptera; Noctuidae
Source: the annotation of a GenBank genome assembly